ACUAAUGGUGAAGUAGAACGUCGUGUUGUAUCUCAACUUCUUACACUUAUGGAUGGCAUGAAGGCACGAUCAAAUGUCGUAGUAAUGGCUGCCACCAAUCGUCCAAAUAGUAUAGAUCCUGCUCUUCGACGAUUUGGUCGUUUCGAUCGUGAAAUUGAUAUUGGCAUUCCAGAUCCUACUGGUCGCUUGGAAAUUUUACGCAUCCAUACAAAGAAUAUGAAGUUAGAUGAUGACGUAGAUCUAGAACAAAUUGCAUUCGAAACUCAUGGACAUGUCGGUUCAGAUUUAGCCUCUCUUUGUUCUGAAGCUGCAAUGCAACAAAUCCGUGAAAAGAUGGAUUUAAUUGACUUGGAAGAUGAGACAAUUGACGCUGAAGUCUUGGAUUCAUUAGCUGUUACAAUGGAUAACUUUAGG
Molecule: messenger RNA, 414 nt
Organism: Dentiscutata heterogama
Lineage: Eukaryota; Fungi; Glomeromycota; Glomeromycetes; Diversisporales; Gigasporaceae
Source: the annotation of a GenBank genome assembly